AUUUAUGGGGCCGAUUAUUUAGUGCGCUAGCUUCAUGUAGCUUUUUUUUUGUUGUGUGUGUGUGUCUGUGUGCCGCUGUGGAGAAGCAAAGAAUCGAAAGUGCUGGAGUGUUUUCAUCCACCAGGAUCUGGGGAAUGGUUAUUUUCACUUUUGAAAUGACUUGGCACUGUAAAAGAGAUUGGUGAACUUGCAGUCGGGGGGCAGUUUGACAGUUCCUGGUCAGAGAGAGAGAGAAAGAGAGCAGUGCUAAAAGCCAUCUCUAUUUACAUGACAUUGCUGUGAGAAUGCUGCUAACAGAUGACACUGCCACUAUGCCCGUGGAGAGGAUGCGUAUGCGACCAUGGCUGGAGGAACAGAUAAACUCGGGUAAAAUACCAGGACUAAAAUGGGUUCAUAGGGAAAAGAAAAUAUUUCAGAUUCCAUGGAUGCAUGCUGCACGGCAUGGCUGGGACGUAGAGAAAGAUGCACCUCUGUUUCGAAACUGGGCCAUACACACCGGCAAAUACCAACCAGGAGUGGACAAGCCUGACCCCAAAACAUGGAAGGCAAACUUCCGCUGUGCUAUGAACUCCCUUCCUGACAUCGAGGAGGUGAAAGAUAAAAGCAUCAAAAAAGGAACAAACGCCUUUAGGGUUUACAAGAUGCUGUCAGCGUCAGAAAGACAGUCAAAGAGAGGAAAGAAGAGACCAGAUAAAGACGUAAAGGUAAAGGAUGAGCAGCAAUGCCCAGUUUCCUCUGCCUGGGAGAGUACCAAUGGCUCCACAAGGAGUGCAGGAGCGCUAGCAGUCAAACAGGAAGCAGAUCACACUGUCACAGAAACAGAAGCUGGUAGCCACAGCCCCUCCGAAGACCAUCUGAUCAUCCCGGACGUGUGUCAGACUAUCGAGGUGGUGACGGAAAACGAGGAGCAGGCUGUGAGCUCCAGCCACACCUAUCCCCUUCAGAUCUCUCCAAUGUCCUCAUACGGAGAGAGCGAUACUGACAGCGUGCAGAGUGAAGAGGACUCCAAAGAGCGCAUGCGAGCACUUGUAUGGGCCUCUAAUCAUGCGGAGGCAAAGCCAGCCCUGGACAGCUCAGCGAUGCGGACGUCUUUACCCAGCAUGUCCACUUUCAUCACUCAGUCUAAGCCCAACUUCAGGAUUACAACUGUCCAGGACGCUUCAUCCACUCCUUUUCAUGGCCCCUAUACCAGCGGAGGACCAUGGAGCCUCUUGGCCACGCCUCACUCUCCAUCACAACCCCCAGCAGCUUCCAGCAAACCCCCUGUCCAUGAAAAACGGGCCAGCGUCAUCAUGAAAACCUCAGACGUAUCGAAAUCUGUCAAGAGUUAUUGAGGAAAACCACUAGUUCUUGAUCCUGGCUUCAUUGAAGGCUGUACUGAACUUGAACAUGGAGCAAAGAACCUAAGCAACACUCUGUUGCCUCCUAUUGAUGAUCUCACAGCUAGCGAAGAUGAUGAUGAUGAUGCUGAUGAUGAUGUCCGGCUCGGUGAACAGCUCAUCUUAGCCGUGGGUGAUAUAAGACAUGAUACAGGGCAAAAUGCAGGAUUCAUUGCAGGUCCAGGCCUUAAAUUCAGGGAGCAGUCUAGUGCGGUGACAGAUGUCAUCACUGCCAUUGUGCCAUUGUUUCCAGCUCGUUUUGGAUGUGUAUAUACAGGAGAGUCAUAAUGUCGAAUCAGUGGCAUUAGCUUUAGCACCUUAUAGAAAAGCACUGAAUGAGAUUAUCUGUGGCCUUCUUUCUUUCUCUAUAGCACCACGACUGUGUACACACACUUCUCUGAAAGGAUUCGUUAGUUUGUGUCUCAUGUCCACCAAAGAAAGCACUUUUAAGCCUUUUUGUAUCUCAGAAUCUGACUUGGUCCUGUAUAUUGCUGUGUCUUAAAGGAUUUUUUUUUUAAAAAGGUUUAAAGGAUAUUUACAUUUUUGCCCAGUAUAAUCAUUUUUGAUUCAUGAAUGACAGCAAUGGCACCUAUUUGAUGUUUGUUUGUUUUUUUAAGAAAAAAUACAUAUUUUUUGCUUUCUACUGUAUGCGUGAACAUAAAUGUACAUAUAAACAAAUUUAACUAUACAGUGCUGUGAAAAAGCAUUUGCCCCUGAAUUGGUUUUCUGCAUUUUUGCGUAUUUUAGAGUAGAUGCUAAAAUCAGAAUAUAGAGUUUCAUUGUAAGAAGUAGGGGUGUGGUUUGGACAUAAUAUUCAAUUUUGAGAAGUUGCACCGGAAAAUAUGUGUGCAAAUCUCUGUGAAUACACCUCACCUUCACCUCCAAGCAGCUGUGCAAUGCCUUGUCUUGAAUCAAACCUUGAGUAGAUUAAGGUCUUUGCACAGCCUGAAUUCUCCAAGGACCCUUGAGAACUGAUUGGCACUCUAUAUUUCACCUCCAGACAGUGGAGACGCAGCUGGAGUCAUUCGGCCCAGAGGUGUGCUGGCUUUCUGCAACCUCAUAAGAGUUCUCAGGAAACAAACUGUCCAGGUAACAAGCACAUGCUCAUGGUAUGCUGGGACUCAUCACCCCUCCCUCACAUGCCUGUUACACAUGCUUGUUUGAGAUCCACUGAAAUCUCUGUACACGUGGAUUCAAGUACAGGAAAAUAAACACACACACACACACACACAUCCCAGGAAGUCAGGUUCAGGUGUUCUAUAUCAGCCUAAUCCCCCAGCCGUGUAACACACAAUGCACUGUGUAGAAAAAAAUAUUAGCAUCCUUGCUCAACAUCUGUUAAUCACACGUUCACCAACAAUAACUGCAAGAUCAAAUGAUUCCUGUUAGCAUUUUCUAUGCUUCAGAGAAAUCAUAUGCACCUUCCUCCAUACUAACAUGUUUAGGUCUAGGCCAUUCAUUAAAAAUAAUGAAAAAUAUAUAAUUUUUUUUAACAUCUCCUUGUGGACCAUUCAAAUGAAUAAUUACCUGUUUUUUUGGGGGUUUUUUUCCAUUUCAAGACACAACGUUAUGUUGAACAUUGCACUCCAGAAAACUUAAUUGAUGCUGACCAGGACAAGACUUUAAUCAUCUGUCCAAAGGUCACUCUUCUAGAUAUUUUGCAAAUCAUCUAAAUGCUUUUGGGGAAAAAUUUACUCUUUUCAUUUCCAUUUUGGACCAGCGUCUUAUUGAACACAUCGCAGGUAGAUAUGAGGAUCCAUUCACAAGGUUUUAUGGUAUUCGGUAAUUUUGCCAAGACAGGCACUCAACUUUACUACUGUCCUGAAAUGUUCCUAAAAGGCCUCUGACAGGGAGCCAGCUGAGCCACACGAUCUGAUUAUUCACUCUUAAGUAAACAUAAGCAGACUUUAUGCCAAAGUCUCAUUUAAUCCUCAUACAGUCAUUUUUUUAUUGUUAUUAUGCAGCACACUGAAAAAUACAUUUCAUGGUGCUCAGGUGUCAAACGAAACACAAAGCAAAUUAAGCGUGGAAAUGUAGAAAAUCAAACAGGUGGCAAAAAAAAAAAACUUCUUCAUAUAACUGCCCUUGUCUGUGACUGUGUAUGGAAGUGUGUUCAUAUAACCAAAUGUGUCUCUAUACACAUUUAUGGGCUUCUCAAUCCUGUGGAUCAUUGAAUAUCUAAUUAUAUGAUAAGAAUGUUAUGUAAAAUAAGAAUUUCUUGAUAAUAAAUAUUUUUAAAAAACAGUUUCUGGAUUUGAAUUG
Molecule: messenger RNA, 3641 nt
Organism: Ictalurus furcatus (blue catfish)
Lineage: Eukaryota; Metazoa; Chordata; Actinopteri; Siluriformes; Ictaluridae
Gene: irf2b
Product: interferon regulatory factor 2b
Exons: 9
Coding region: 285-1334 (349 amino acids)
Biological process (GO): immune system process; regulation of transcription by RNA polymerase II
Cellular component (GO): nucleus
Molecular function (GO): RNA polymerase II cis-regulatory region sequence-specific DNA binding; DNA-binding transcription factor activity, RNA polymerase II-specific
Source: RefSeq, a predicted model, not a curated record